UAAAAGGGUGGUAAGGAAAGAAUGGAGAAGAAUUUAAAAUGAAAAUACGUAGAUUGUAUUUUACUGAGUCAUAAGAAACUAAUACAUCAAUUUGAGGUUCAACUGACUGCGAUAAAAUAGGGUCAGAGGAGUAGGAAUUCAGAAAGUAAGAAAAUAAGAAGAGACUGGGACAAGAAUCACUAGGUAGAAGACAGAUGAGCUGGAAGAGUAUGUGCAUACAAGCAUGGACUAGAACUCUCAUCAUUUUUCUAACUGGCAAGUGUCAGUGAAACCAAAUGAUAAAACUUCAUCUUUUUGCUCCUUCAAAUAUUAUACAGCAAAGGAGGUGGCUACAUGUUUCUGUUCUGAAGCAAUUAGGAAUAUUAGCUGUAAAGCCCACAUGAGGGAAUUUUGCUGAGAUUUUGGUUUCUUCUUUGACUUGGAGAGCUUCACAGUUGUAAAAUCCAACAGCAGCAGCAGCAGCUUCAGGAAAUGCCAGAAUGCAGGUAUUCCUUUUGGAAAAUGCCAAACCGGAGGUUUGCUGAUGGCGAGAUGGUGAUGGGCCGUUGGCCAGGAAGUGUCCUGUACUAUGAAGUACAAGUGACUAGUUACAAUGAUGUUUCUCAUCUUUAUACUGUUAAGUACAAAGAUGGGACUGAACUUGAGUUGAAAGAAAGUGAUAUAAGGUCACAGUCAUCGUUCAAGCACAGGAAAAGCCAGUCCUCUUCAAGUUCUCCAUCCAGAAGAAGUACUAGCAGGUCUCGAUCUAGAUCUCCUGGUCGGCCAGCAAAAGGCAGGCGUCGUUCUUCUUCCCAAAGCAGAGAACGUAAAGAUGACAAAAAGAAGACCAUUCAGGAAACCAACAUAGCUCUACUGAAACCAAGUGAGAAUAACACCAGAAGGUACAAUGGUGAACCUGAAAGUACAGAAAGAAAUGACACAUCACGCAUAACUUUGGAGCAAAAGUUGAAGCCAGACCUGGAAACAGAGCGUGUACUUGAACAGUACAGCUUGCGCCCAAGAAAAGAAGAAAAGAAAAAAGAAGAGAUAUAUUCGGAGAAAAAGAUUUUUGAGACAAUAAAAACAAUUGAGAAAGCAUCAUCAAAAACAAAGGAACUAGAGUUUGGUGGAAGAAUUGGGACCUUCAUGCUGAUAUUUUUCCUGCCUGCUACUGUAUUCUACUUGCUGUUGAUGUGCAAACAAGAUGACCCCAGUCUUAUGAACUUCCCUCUUCCUCUCCCAGCACUUGAAAGCCUUUGGGAGGCUAGAGUGUUUGGUGUUUUUCUUCUGUGGUUUUUCCUUCAAGCUCUGUUUUACUUACUGCCAAUUGGAAAGGUUGUAGAAGGCCUGCCCCUUUCAAAUGGAAGGAAACUGCACUACCGGAUAAAUGGGUUUUAUGCUUUUGUUUUGACUGCUGCAGCUAUUGGAACUUUAUUAUACUUUGAAUUUGAACUUCAUUAUUUGUAUGAUCACUUCAUGCAGUUUGCAGUGUCAGCUGCAGCUUUCUCUAUGGGCUUGAGCAUUUAUCUGUACAUUCGGUCCCUGAAAGCACCUGAGGAAGAACUAGCACCAGGUGGAAAUUCUGGGUAUUUUGUUUAUGAUUUUUUUACUGGACAUGAAUUAAACCCUCGUAUUGGCAGUUUUGACCUCAAAUACUUCUGUGAGUUGCGUCCAGGAUUAAUUGGCUGGGUUGUUAUAAACUUGGCAAUGCUAUUGGCUGAGAUGAAGAUACACAAUCAAAGUAUGCCAUCUCUGUCAAUGAUACUCGUGAACAGCUUUCAGCUUCUUUAUGUGGUGGAUGCUCUUUGGAAUGAGGAAGCGAUUUUGACUACAAUGGACAUUACCCAUGAUGGAUUUGGAUUCAUGCUAGCAUUUGGAGAUUUGGUGUGGGUUCCGUUUGUCUACAGUCUGCAGGCCUUCUAUUUAGUUGGUCACCCUACUGCAAUUUCUUGGCCUGUUGCUGCUGCAAUUACCAUUCUGAACUGUAUUGGGUAUUACAUAUUCCGUAGUGCAAAUUCUCAGAAAAAUAGUUUCCGAAGGAAUCCAGCAGAUCCCAAAUUGGCCUAUCUGAAAUUUAUACCCACUGCAACUGGAAAGGGGCUUCUUGUCACGGGUUGGUGGGGUUUUGUUCGUCACCCUAAUUAUCUCGGUGACAUCAUCAUGGCUCUAGCAUGGUCCCUACCCUGUGGUUUUAAUCACAUUUUACCAUAUUUCUACGUGAUAUAUUUCAUCUGUUUGCUUAUUCAUCGAGAAGCUCGUGAUGAACAUCACUGUAAGCAAAAAUAUGGCUUGGCAUGGGAAAGGUAUUGUCAGCGUGUACCAUACCGCAUAUUUCCUUACAUCUACUAGAGCACUCCAGAUGCCUGAUUUGCAAAUUACUUCUAAAGUUAGUUUCUUUGCAAAUAAAAAUAUACCUCUUACCUUUGCACUUGGUCUAUUUGUUAUUUAGGCUUUUUUUUAAAAAAAAAAAAGAUAGAAAAAAGUGACCAAACAUUGGAGUGCAUCAACAGGUAUUUACAAGUCAUCUUAAAUACGUGAGUUAUGUGAACUGACUGUCUGUGACUUCAAUUUUUAAAAUAUUGUGAAUUUUUAAAAGUCUCGGAGCCCUAAUUUUUCAAGUUAAAUUUUAUCUAGCAUCCUGAGUUUACAUUUUUUUAUUGCAUUUAAUUAAGCACUGUGAUGUAAAGUAUAUUAUUUUCUUAAUGCAAUAAAUACAGAAAUUCCAUCCAGUUCAUUUUUUGGUGUUACUUGUACCAUCUAACUUCAGACGUCUGACUUGGUUGCCAAAGCAGCAGGGUCUUUUUGGUCAGUGGAUCUGGAAGCAGAGGAUUUGGCUCACCUGAGGGGCCUGGCCCCGGAGCUGGCACAGCUCAGCUGGGUGAUCGUCCCCCUCCUGCCUUUUCAUUAAUGGGACUUUUUUUUUUGGUCAGGGAGGCUCAGGUGGCCCCUGCAGGGAUGGGCUCAGGAGAUGUGAAGGGGCACAGCUGUCCCCUCCCAUCCCAUCCCAUCCCUGCAUUCUUGAGGCAGUUUCAGCACGGACCAGGGGGGACUCUGAGCUGCUGCCUGGCAGCGUCCCUGACCCCAGAGAGGAGCCGCGCUUCUGGCUCAGGCUCCUGAAGGUAGAUGAUACAAACACUUGUUUCGGCUGUGGGCAGAGCUGUGGAAGCGAGUAGUGAACCUUAUCCUGCAACGAGCACUGAACACGGGGUAGCAAAAGGCGCAGUGUGUGCGUAUUUGGCAGAAAAGAAUGAAAUGACCACAGUUGGGUUAGUCACAUCUUUGUAAAUUAUGUCUUAAUGUACCAUAGCGUUUACCGAGUGUGUAUAAUAAAGCCUCCACCUUUUUGCUGUACAGUGUUUGGAUUUGAAAAUGCGAUAGCUUUUUUUUAGAAACAAGGGAAAUCAGUAACUAAAUCAAUUGCCAGUAAUUCUUUUUAAAAACGUUAAUUGAAUAAAGGUUUUUGUAAAUUAAUGUAUUAAUUCUUGAAACAAUUGAAGUGUUCAUUUAAAUAUUUGUAUUGACAGAUAUGCUAUGAAAAUGCAGGAAAUGCUCCUCAAUCCAAAGUUGUUUUUUUUUAAUUCGGCAUUGCUACCUCAUAUGUAGGUUUUGCCUUUUGUACUGUUGCAGAUAGAGAAAAUAGCUAUUUUUUUGCUAUUGCUAUUUAAAACAACAUUUUUUUACAUGAGCCUGUGGUUAAACUCGACCACUUUCUAAUAUAUUUUUGUAUAUAUUUGACUUUUUAACUAAUGUAUGUGUAACUAGGCACUAGUUGUGUUUUUGUCUAACUGGCUGUAAAUGAGAUGCCCUUGCAGGAUUUACUUCAUAAGUAGAAUAAUUUUAUAUUUUACCAAAAUAAUUUUGCAUUAACUAACUUUUCUUCUGUCGUCACAACUUUUCACAUACUUCAUACAUGAGGUUUAUAGCACAAAUUGUCCAAAAAAAGCUUAUUAGAAUUUUAAAUACAGAGCGGGUACCUCUACAUUUGCUUGCAGGAAGGUUCCUAAUAAAUCAGGAUGUUGCUAUUACUCAUCAAUUGAUUUAAAUUCUUCUAAAAUGUUGAUGUAAUGAAAUCUAGCAUGGCAUUUUUUUAAAUAAAAGAUCCCUCUAUUUUGUACACAGGCAUUUUUUAACAGAGAAUUGUACAUUUGAAGUGUAUAUAAUGUAGCUUGAUUGUGACAGUCUCCUCCGAAAAUCUGUGUGUUAGUGUUGUAAGGAAAAUGUUUUGAGACAAGUACUUUGAUUCCUGGAAGAAAACAGCAGUGCCUGUAACAACGCUGAAGAGCAUUUACUCCUGUGAAGUCGCAGAUUAAACUGGGAUACUUUUUUCAAUGGUUGCCCAGUGGGUUAAUGGAAAAUAGAGCAAUCGUUUAACUGCACCAGUUUGCAGCUGGUGUUUUAAAAUGUACCGGGAGGGGGUGGGUGGAGGGGGCAGUUUAACUCCUCAGCCUUUAAGCUAGGAGAUGCUACGGCCGUCCCAGUUUUAUCUGUUGCUACACAAGGUUGUUAAAAUGUAAUUUGGAGCCCUUGUCUUUCAGGAACAGAGCCUGACCAAUGAUAACUCCAGUUUAUUUACAUGCCGAGUUUUAUGUGAAUUUGAUUUUGAAGUAACUGUUUUUAAUUCAAACAAGCCUAU
Chroicocephalus ridibundus (black-headed gull) is the source of this 4612-nucleotide messenger RNA. RefSeq names its product lamin B receptor (gene LBR). Gene Ontology annotation, cellular component: nuclear inner membrane. Gene Ontology annotation, molecular function: Delta14-sterol reductase activity. Gene Ontology annotation, biological process: cholesterol biosynthetic process. The record is from RefSeq and is a predicted model, not a curated record. The transcript has 14 exons. Bases 472 to 2328 code for a protein of 618 amino acids. Lineage: Eukaryota; Metazoa; Chordata; Aves; Charadriiformes; Laridae.